AUGGUCCGUCGUUUUUCAAUUGCUGCUCCUGAAUCUGCAAAAGCAAUUCUUGGGGAACGUUUGAAGUUCCCAAGUGGAAAGUAUGCCCAAAAUCGUUUUUUGAAAGCUGCUCUUACCGAAAUGUUGUCCGUUUUCGAUCAUUCAAAUCCAAAAGUGAAUGGAGUUCCCACUCAAGAAAUUCUCAAUGUAUAUGAUAAAUGGGGAAACGGAAAGUUUGGAUUGGUCCUCACUGGAAACGUCCAGGUGUCACCGGUUCAUCUUGAGGCUCCAGGAAAUGCUAUGAUCUUCAAAGAAGGUGAAACUCCGGCUCGUCGUGAAGCCUACACAAAAUGGGCUCAGACAAUCAAACAGGAUGGAGCACUUGCCGUUGUUCAACUUUCUCAUGGAGGACGUCAAACUCCAAUUACAGUCAAUACGACUCCAUUCUCCGCAUCGGAUGUAAAACUGGAAAAGGAAGUUCGUUUUCUGGGAUUCGGGAAACCAAUUCCACUGACUGUGGAACAAAUUAAAACUGAAGUGAUUGACCGUUUUGUUUAUGCUGCAAAAUAUGCAUACGAGACUGGGUUCGAUGGUGUUGAACUUCAUGGAGCCCAUGGAUACCUUCUUGCUCAAUUUACUUCUCCAACCACAAACAAAAGAACCGAUCGGUAUGGAGGAUCAAUUGCUAAUCGACAAAGAAUAAUUCUUGAAAUUUAUGAAGCAAUUCGAAAAGAAAUUCCAGCAUCCACGGGUUUCUUGGUUGGUUUAAAAACGAAUUCUGUUGAGUUUCAAUCAGAAGGAACAACCGCCGAUGAUGCCGUAGAAAUGUGCAAAGCCUAUGAAAAGAUUGGAUUUGAUUUUGUCGAAUUGUCUGGUGGAACUUAUGAGCAAUUGGCUUUCCAGCACAUCAGAAAUUCUACACGACAGAGAGAAGCAUUCUUUUUGGAGUUUGCAGAGAAAAUUCGUCCUGUCUUCAAAAACACCGUUGUCUAUCUUACUGGAGGAUUCAGAACUGUUAAUGCGAUGGUAGAUGCUGUGAAAACAGGAGCAACCCAAGGAAUUGGAUUGGGUCGUCCAAUAACUGCUGAACCAGAUCUUCCGAAAAAGAUUCUGGAAAGAUCCGUCCCAUCUGCCAUUCACGAUGCUCUUGAUCAAAACAAUUUUGCUGUUUCUCUUCUAGCGAGCAAUACUCAAAUGGAACAAAUGGGAAGAAAUUCAUUCAAGGAGGCUAACCAAAAUGUGUCAUACGGUCUCAGCGAUUUCAGUGACGAAGAAACAGUCAAAAGAUUCGGAAAGGCAAUUGAAGAUUUCAUCGAAUUGACAAGAGUACAAGCAUCCAAAGGAGUUGCCAUUCCAGCUGUUAUCACAUUUGAGGGGGUCAACGUUUAA
Messenger RNA from Caenorhabditis briggsae, 1368 nucleotides. The record is from RefSeq and is a predicted model, not a curated record. NCBI's taxonomy places the organism in Eukaryota, Metazoa, Nematoda, Chromadorea, Rhabditida, Rhabditidae. The transcript has 3 exons. Gene Ontology annotation, molecular function: oxidoreductase activity; FMN binding. The coding region runs from base 1 to 1368 and encodes 455 amino acids.